Messenger RNA from Capsicum annuum, 2233 nucleotides. RefSeq lists its product as uncharacterized. The coding region runs from base 189 to 1406 and encodes 405 amino acids. The record is from RefSeq and is a predicted model, not a curated record. The transcript has 6 exons. Lineage: Eukaryota; Viridiplantae; Streptophyta; Magnoliopsida; Solanales; Solanaceae.
ACAAAUCAUCAAAAGAUAAUAAAACCCUAUCAAGCUGUCUUGCUCUCUCUCUUACGCUCUUUUCCCAGCUUUUGUUCUCUCCUCUUUCCAUUGUUGCUAAUUUGCUGGUUGCUGGCUUGCUGCUGUUGCAGUGCUGAUUGUCGACACUCGACCGUUGUCUGCGUCGAUCGUCUCUUCACUCUCCGUUCAUGGCUUCGUCAGGCACAAUAUGUUUGAAUUGUGGCGACAAAGGUUUCACUAACGCAUAUGUUUUCUGUGUGAAAUGCCUAGAAGUUGCUGUCCACCGCUACUGCCAUGAAAAGGUGACAUUUAAUGAAUUUGUAUAUUGGGUCUGCAAUGACUGUGAAGUAAAGGAGCCAGACGAACUAAACAGCAAGAGAUCUGAUGCCAUCUCAGUUGAAAAUAGGGAUUGCUCUAGUUCAAGACAUUGUAAAGCGAGUUCUAAAGUAAAGAUUGAUGUUCCUAAGACAAUAUUAAAGAGGUGUGAAGUUGGGCCUCAGCAACUUCAUCAGCCACAUGCUGGGAUUGAUUUGGUCGAGCAUUGCCAGAUAGCCGGUGAUACUUCAGGCGUGAAGAUGAGCAAGAAGAGAUCUAGUCCCAUCUCAUUGAGAGAUGAGAAAUAUGAAACAAGACUAGUACAUAGCUCUUUUGAGCAAUCCCAUGUGUCACAGGCAAGCAUUGAGUGCAAUGAACGAACUCAAUCAGCUAAUGUUUCUUCAUUGCCAGCUAAGCGAUUAAAGAAAGAAGUUACUGACCCACUGGUCAAGCUAGCGAGAGAAAAUUUUCAAACUUGCCAUUUGAAGAAACAUUGUGAGGGAGAUAUUCAGCCUGGUACACAAGGUAAUUCUUCUGGCAUGGUUGAAAAGACAAAGAGUAUAUCGUCGUCUGGCAAUCAUCAUGAAAAGGAAUCGGUGCUUGGAAAAGAUACAAGGUUAACACCUCAAACUAGAACUAUUUUCAAUGAAGGUCCUCAAUUUUCGAAAGGUGAACAGCCAAAUGAACCCAAACAUUCUGGCCAGGAACGAGCGAUGCCUCUUGUCGAUUCCAUUUGGAGGGGUAGUUUUAACAUAUGGAAUAAAGAGUAUGAGACGUUUGAUGGACUUUUUGCACACCUGUCAGUUAAAGCAUGUCAAAAGGUUUAUGAAGAAGCAAGCUCCUUUCCAGCUUUGCUUCAACUAGAAAUGCUUUCAAAAUCUGAGGUAUGGCCCAAGAGUUUCACCAUAUCAGAGCCUACUGAUGAUAACAUCGCAUUGUAUUUUUUUCCAUCAGAUACGAGAUGUGAAAAGGAGUUCGAUCAGUUGGUGGAGCAGAUGAUCGGCGGAGAACUUGCUCUACGAGCAAUCGUAACAAAUGCUGAGCUUUUGGUUUUCACUUCCACAGAACUGCCCCUGCUAUACUGGAAUUAAAUAUAGGUAUGGCUUCUUGGUUUGCUUUAUCUGAGGUUCAUUGUUAAUCAGCUUGAGAAAGUCAAUCGACAGGAUUUCAGGGUAAAUAUUACCUCUGGGGUGUUUUCAAAGCCAGGCGGGAUUCCAGUGGGAGUAUUACGAUGUCAAAUGGGAGUAGCAAACCUGCGACGUGUCUAACUCCUGGGAAUGAAUUGAGCGGAGAUGUCGCGAAUCGCAAAACAUAUGGGACACAGUCCUUUAACCUUUGAGCAGCAUUGCAAGCCUUGGGUCUGGCGCUUCUUGAAGCGUCGCUACUUGUUGUUUUGACGUUUUCACCUCACUUCUGUGAUCUAGUAAGCUCUGUAACUGGUUGUUAAUGCAUAUCCGACGGAGGGAUGAUAAUCUGGUGAUUAGGACGAAGAAGCUUUCCUUCUAGAAACAUCUGGUUGGGGAAUUUUGCCCAGUUGAAGAACCUGAUGUCCUGUGAAAGCUACCCCUGAUAUACCAGAGGCAUGGUUGACAUGGCCAAUAUUUGGUAGUUGCUCCUACUUAAAUCGUCAAAAGUCAUAAUCUGUUGCAGUUGUUACUUGUACAUGAUAGAUCGACAUUAUUAAUUAAAUGCCGCCAUAUCAAGGAAGGGAAGCUCACCCAUUUUCUUUGUUAUUAACCCCUGCCCCUCCCCACCCUCUGGGGCUCGUCUUGUAUGUUUUGAAUGCAACUGAAGGCACUAUGUGCAAGGAUGGCAAUAGGUGGAAAAGCGGAGGGUCGGCUCGGCUGAUGCCUUGCCCCGUUUUACAAAUAUUGAUCCAUUCGAGUUGCCCCUCGCUGUCAAACUUUCUUUUUCUUUU